GCCCGUGGCGUGGGCACCGGCGGAGCGAACCCUGCGCGGAGCGGGGGCCGCGGCCGGGGCCGGGGCUGGGGGGUCCCCGCGGGGGAAGGGGCAUCGCCCGCGGCCGCGGCGCCUGGGCCGCUGGAUGGAAGCGAGCUGGGUGCCGGCUGCCAUGGCUCUGGGGCUCUCCUCCAAGAAAGCUUCCUCCAGGAACAUCGCCGUGGAGAGGAAAAACCUCAUCACCGUCUGCAGGUUCUCGGUGAAGACCCUUCUGGAGAAGUACACGGCGGAUCCCAUCGAUGACUCCUCCGAGGAGUUCGUCAACUUCGCCGCCAUCCUCGAGCAGAUCCUCAGCCACCGCUUCAAAGGCCCUGUCAGCUGGUUCAGCUCUGAUGGACAGCGCGGGUUUUGGGAUUACAUCCGCCUGGCCUGCAGCAAGGUCCCCAACAACUGUGUCAGCAGCAUCGAGAACAUGGAGAACAUCAGCACCUCCAGGGCCAAGGGCCGGGCCUGGAUCCGAGUGGCGCUGAUGGAGAAGAGAAUGUCCGAGUACAUCUCCACAGCCCUGAGGGACACCCGGACCACCAGGAGGUUUUAUGAUGACGGGGCCAUCAUGCUGCGGGAGGAGUCCACGGUGCUCACGGGGAUGCUCAUCGGGCUCAGCGCCAUCGACUUCAGCUUCUGCCUGAAGGGAGAGGUGAUGGACGGUAAAACGCCCGUGGUCAUUGACUACACGCCCUACCUGAAGUUCACACAGAGCUAUGACUACCUGAGUGAGGAGGAGGAGCGGGGCAGUGUGGAGAGCAGCACAAGCGAGGACAGCUCACCUGAGCACCCCUACCUGCCCCUGGUCACGGAUGAGGACAGCUGGUACAACAAAUGGCGCAAGAUGGAGCAGAAAUUCCGCAUCGUUUAUGCCCAAAAGGGGUACCUGGAGGAGCUGGUGCGGCUGCGGGAGUCGCAGCUGAAGGACCUGGAGGCGGAGAACAAGCGGCUGAAGCUGCGGCUGGAGGAGGUGAUGGUGCAGAACCAGCUGGAGAAGAGGGAGCUGGAGGGCGUCAUCCUGGAGCUGCAGGAGCAGCUGACGGGGCUGAUCCCCUGCGAGAACCCACAGCUGGCCCAGCUCUCCAAGGAGAUGGUGACACCCCUGGUCAACCAGUGGCCGUCCCUGGGGACCCUCAAUGGCAACGAGAGCGGCUCGGACAGCAAACUCUACAGAAGGCACAGCUUCGUGAGCACCGACCAGCUCUCGGCCGAGAACAGCCUCAGCUCCGACUCCCAGCGCCUGGGCGAGGGCAAGCGCGAAGGGGAGCCCUGGGGGCCCUUGGGGAAGGACCCCACGCCCUCCAUGCUGGGGCUCUGCGGCUCCCUGGCCUCCCUGCCCAGCUGCAAGUCCCUGGCCAGCCUCAAGUCCAACGAGUGCCUGGUGAGCGACAGCACGGAAGGCAGCCCGACCCGCAGCCCCAGCUGAGACCCCCGGCCCCCGCGCCGCCCCCCCGGCCGGC
Molecule: messenger RNA, 1484 nt
Organism: Sturnus vulgaris (Common starling)
Lineage: Eukaryota; Metazoa; Chordata; Aves; Passeriformes; Sturnidae
Gene: RUNDC3A
Product: RUN domain containing 3A
Source: RefSeq, a predicted model, not a curated record